Penicillium brevicompactum is the source of this 1599-nucleotide messenger RNA. RefSeq lists its product as uncharacterized. Bases 1 to 1599 code for a protein of 532 amino acids. NCBI's taxonomy places the organism in Eukaryota, Fungi, Ascomycota, Eurotiomycetes, Eurotiales, Aspergillaceae. The transcript has a single exon. The record is from RefSeq and is a predicted model, not a curated record.
AUGUCUCCGCUUUUUGUCCCCAACAAUCGUUCGCCGCAGGAUGAAGGGGCAGAAGAGAUAGGGGUUGCGGGCAUAGGAGCCGAACAGGCAAGCAGCCUAGAAAGGCAACAGUUGAAAGAUGCACGCCACGAGCGACGCCAACAGAAGCGAGCAAAGAAGUUUCGGAGGCGACAGCAACGAGAGCAAAGGAGGCACCACUCCUCACGUGCCGACCGUCAUUCGACAUUUUCCAGAAACUUGUCAACACUACCUCCCCAGUCUGGCAUGGAAAUCGACCGCGUUUAUUCGGAAGGUAGCGGCAUGAAAGAGGCAUUGGAACCGAUCGCCGAGACCGAAUCCGGAUCAUCUGGAAGGAUGAGUAUAAUAGGUGAAAAUGAGCAGGGUCUUCCUGAUAUGGACCCGUCGGUAGCCGAUGAACUUGAACACGGUGAACCUAUUGAGGAGGAGCAAAGUUUCAGCGAAAAUGAAGAAUUAGAAAGCCACGCUGAGUUAGGAUUCGAGGACGAGCAGCCGCGAGGAGGGAGGGAAGAGAGCAUAGCUGGGAGGGAGUCCCUGGAAGAUGCUAACAUGGGAGAGCAUGCAAGCGAACAAGAGGACGAAGCCACAGAAACAGCAGCGCCACCUUCUCCGGCGGAAGAAGUUCAAAAGGCACUGGAUACGUUAGAAGGACGUAGGCGAUCCAGGAUCGAAUCGGGGCCAUCUAGGAUUGUGGGUACACCAUAUGACCCGACACAGCAGCGUCAAAAAACGCCAAAGCUAUCCAUACCGGCCCAGGAAACUCUGGAGCAGGAUAUAAACGCACUGCUACAAACGGCCGCCCAGGAACCGACAGCAAGACCUACUACUGAGAUUAAUUUCCUCGAGGCACAGCGUCGUCCUUUGUCAGGAAUGAAUGAAGAACAGAGUUCAUGGCCCAUGGUUAGUCAAGUUGGACAGACUCGGGACCGGCAGCAGGCAGGACCGGAAGAAUCCUUGGGCUCAGCCGAGUUCGACCCGCAGCCAGAAUUUCCGAGCUCUAUCGAUCAGAGCUCUCGACGCAAUGGGAUGGCAAAUAUCCAGGCCGAACAGGAAGCACGACAGUCGGAGUCUAUAUCGCCAGACGCAUCUCCGCACGUUCACGUCGUCGCAGAUGCUCCACAGCAGGACAAUGUGACGGAGCGUCCCUCGUCGUCACCACGAAUGAACAUAGCCAGGCCAGAGGAGCCGUUGGGGAAACAAGACCGAUCUUCCGGACGAGGACAAGGAGCGAACGACACCACCAAGCGCCCUGAGGUAACAAUCAUGUUCCGUGCACGUGAUGAACAGGGCGAAUGGAAUCGCUUGAUCCACAAAAUGGUGGUUGAGCGAUCGGACCCAUCUCCAGUGGGGCGGAUGGCAGCCAAGCAGGCGCGAGCACGCAAGGCAACCUAUUAUGACCAGAAUCUACGGCAGGUUCCCCCUGGGCAGUGCUUCGAUGCGGCAAUUGCCGACGGCACGAACACGGUUUUUGUGACAUUCGGCGACGACCUGGCUGUAAAUGAAGAGACAGUGGAUUCCAUCACACGGGCACUCCAAGCCGACCGCGAUGAUCAUCGGCCGGCGAAACGCAAGCAGACUUGA